This is a messenger RNA of Salvia miltiorrhiza (redroot sage), 1761 nucleotides long. Its product is annotated as probable flavin-containing monooxygenase 1. The record is from RefSeq and is a predicted model, not a curated record. NCBI's taxonomy places the organism in Eukaryota, Viridiplantae, Streptophyta, Magnoliopsida, Lamiales, Lamiaceae. The transcript has 4 exons. Gene Ontology annotation, molecular function: NADP binding; N,N-dimethylaniline monooxygenase activity; flavin adenine dinucleotide binding. The coding region runs from base 159 to 1691 and encodes 510 amino acids.
UUAAAUUUGUCAUUGACCUUUUGCAAAGUGUCAAUCUGCAAGUACAGAUGCAGAACAGAAAUGAAACUUAGCACAUUAAUUUCUGCAGAAAAACCAUUAAUAAUAAAUUGAAGCAGAAUCACAUGCAGUGAAGCAAGUUGAGUGGCGGAACGUGCAUCAUGGAUUCUGGAAUGCGGAAAGAGGCGAAGAAGGUAGCGAUCAUCGGCGCAGGAAUCAGCGGCAUUGUUGCGUGCAAGCAUGCUGUGGAGAAGGGGUUUGAUCCCAUAGUUUUUGAGGCAAGGAGCUGCAUUGGAGGGGUGUGGUCCUCCACCAUUCAUUCCACCAAGCUGCAGACUCCCAAGGAUUACUUCCAGUUUUCGGAUUUCCCAUGGCCCGAUUUCGUGUUGGAAGAUUUUCCUCAUCAUAAGCAGGUGUUGGAGUAUGUUAGAUCCUAUGCUCUCCAUUUUGAGGUUGUUCCAAGGAUCAGCUUCGGCUCCAAGGUCACUGCACUCCACUACUCCGAUGCUGCUGCUGAUUGGACCUCUGGUCAGCCCUUUUCGUCCACAGGGAAAUGGAGUCUUGUUGUUCAGGAUGUUUUGCACCCUCUGCACCCACCCAAGGUAUAUGAGAUGGAUUUUGUGAUCCUGUGCAUCGGCAAGUUCAGUGACCUCCCUAACAUCCCCGAUUUCUCGAGCCGUGCCUCGUUCAACGGAGAAGUCCUGCACACCAUGAACUAUGCCGCCAUGGACAAAAUGCAAGCAGCAAAGUUCACACAGUACAAGAGAGUCACCGUCGUUGGUUUCCAGAAAUCAGCAGUCGACACUGCAGCUGAGAUCGCCAGAAACAACGGCGCGAAGCAUCCGUGUACACUGGUGUUCAGAAGAGUGCACUGGUGUGGUUCAGAAACUCUGGUUAAAUUCACAUUCAAGAAUUUAACCAGAUUUUCUCAGCUCAUGGUUCAUAAACCUGCAGAAGGCCUAAUCCUCUGCUUUUUAGCCUUUGUGCUUUCACCUUUGCGGUGGAUGUUCUGUAAGGUGGUGGAAUGGUACAUGGGAUGGAUAUACCCUCUGAAGAAGUACAAGAUGGUUCCCGACCACUCCUUCCUCAACCAGAUAUACUCGUGCAUGUUCAUGAUCCUGCCUUCAGAUUUCUACCACAGAGUGGAGCAAGGCAGCCUCGUCUUGCGCAAAUCCACGGUGGCGGGCUUCUACGAAAGCGGCCUCCUCCUCGACGGCGGGACCACCCGUCUCGACACCGAUGUCGUCAUCUUCGCGACGGGGUACAAGAGCGACGAGAAGAUCGCCGCCAUCUUCUCGUCGCCGCAGUUGAAGAAAUGCAUCACCGGAUCCUCGGCUCCCUUGUACAGAGAAUGCAUACAUCCUCGGAUCCCGCAGCUAGCAAUCAUGGGAUACUCGGAGAGCCCCGCCACGCUCUUCACCUUCGAGAUGAGGAGCAAGUGGGUGGCGCAUUUCCUGGCGGGGAGGUUCCGGCUGCCUCCCGUGGCGGAGAUGGAGGAGAAUGCGAGGAGGUGGGAGGCCAACGCCCGCCGCUACAGCCGCCAAAACUACAAGAGAGGCUGCGUUGGUGUGAUGCUGCAGCUGCACUGCAACGAUGAGAUCUGCAGAGAUAUAGGUAGCAACCCCAGGAGGAAGAAAUGCCUGCUAUCUCACAUCUUCUCUCCUUAUCGCCCCUCAGAUUAUGCACAUUUGUGACUAGCAUUUUCGACAUGUUUGAGAUUUAAGUGAUAUUUACUUCGUUAUUAAGCUUUACAUUUUGCUAAAA